AUGGCUAAGAAAACUUACGUUGAACAUCUUGCGGAAUCGGUGCUUGAUAACCUUCGGUAUCAACACGAUUGGACAGAGCUACAAAUAUUAACUCAUUCCCCUGUGGAUAACUCACCUCUACCGCGACCCUUAAUCUCUGGACUGCCUCCCCGUCGGCUCUAUUUACAUCCAGAUGAUCAGAUUAAAAUGCUCAAAUCCCACCCGAACCCGGAAGGGCGUAUUCCGGAGACACCUGUAGCCGAAUGGGUACUGCCAGUUCACCUGGCCGAAAAAUGGACACUUAAGGCAUUUGCAAGCGUUUUUGAUUCCAUGCCACCAGAGAACUCAGCUACUGCGGAUCGUGUUAAGAGAGUACUACUCGCUACAGUACAUGAUGAUUCCACCGUCGUUUACUAUUUUAUGCAUGAUGGUAUUGUCAAACCUCGACAGAACUAA
Daldinia childiae is the source of this 435-nucleotide messenger RNA. RefSeq names its product putative tRNA-splicing endonuclease subunit tsp-1. The transcript has a single exon. Gene Ontology annotation, molecular function: nucleic acid binding. The coding region runs from base 1 to 435 and encodes 144 amino acids. The record is from RefSeq and is a predicted model, not a curated record. Gene Ontology annotation, cellular component: tRNA-intron endonuclease complex. Gene Ontology annotation, biological process: tRNA-type intron splice site recognition and cleavage; tRNA splicing, via endonucleolytic cleavage and ligation. NCBI's taxonomy places the organism in Eukaryota, Fungi, Ascomycota, Sordariomycetes, Xylariales, Hypoxylaceae.